GCCGCCGAGCUGCUGUCCGCCCUCGCGGCGAAGACGCACAACCCGCGCAUCGCGACGCUGGCCGUGCGCGCGAAGCUGGACGCGUUUACGCGCGUCAAGAAGGCCAUCGACGACAUGAUCGCGCAGCUCCAGGAGGAAAAGGCUGCAGAGAUCAAGCACAAGGACUUCUGUGUCGACGAGUUCAACCAGAACCAGCUCCAGACCGAGAAGAAGGAGCGGGACAAGGAGGACCUGCUCGCCAAGAUCGAGGGGCUGGAGAUGUCGAUCAAGCAGCUCGCGGAGGCGAUCGACGCGCUGAAGGCGGAGAUCGUCGAGAUGCAGGUGCAGCUGAAGCGUGCCGGCGAGGACCGCGAGAAAGAGAACAGGAUCUUCCAGACCGUGGUGGCCGACCAGAGGGAGACGCAGAAGCUCCUGCAGGCCGCCCUGGGCGUGCUGCAGGACUUCUACGGCAAGGCCGCCGCUGCCUCGCUGGUCCAGAAGCAGGAGCCCGCGGGGCCUCCGCCCCCGCCGGGCUUCGACGAGUACAAGAAAAGCGCGGCUAGCGGCGGCGUCCUCGCCAUGCUCCAGCAGAUCAUCCAGGACGCGAAGGCCAUGGAACAGGACACCGUCCGCGACGAGACCGACGCCCAGAAGGCCUACGAGGACUUCGUCAAGGAGACCAACCGCUCGAUCGAGGCCAAGAGCAAGGACAUUGUAAACAAGUCCGAGGUCAAGGCGCAGGCCGAGGCGGACCUCGUGGAGGCCAAGGACAACAAGGAGUCCGUCCUGCUCGAGCUGGAGCAGCUGUCGAAUUACAAU
Prorocentrum cordatum is the source of this 798-nucleotide messenger RNA. NCBI's taxonomy places the organism in Eukaryota, Dinophyceae, Prorocentrales, Prorocentraceae. The record is from the annotation of a GenBank genome assembly.